Molecule: messenger RNA, 450 nt
Organism: Cornus florida
Lineage: Eukaryota; Viridiplantae; Streptophyta; Magnoliopsida; Cornales; Cornaceae
Product: elicitor-responsive protein 3
Exons: 5
Coding region: 1-450 (149 amino acids)
Source: RefSeq, a predicted model, not a curated record
AUGAAAGGAGGAAUCCUUGAAGUACUUCUUGUUAGUGCUGAAGGCAUAAGACAUACAAAACUCAUUGGGAAAUCAGCCAAUUAUGUUAUUAUUGAAUGUGGAACUCAAGUGCAUAGAAGCAAAACUUCAGCAGGUCAUCAUGGAGAAGUUUACUGGAAUGAGAAAUUCACAUUUGAAUUCCCAUCCUCCGAAUGGGAAAAUUUGACAGACCUUAAACUUAAAAUCAUGGAUGAGAAAUAUUUCUCUGAUGGUGGAUUUGUCGGUGAAACCAUAGUUUACCUUGAUCGAAUAAUCAUGAAGGGAAACGACGAAGGAAUUAUAGAACUGAUACCAGCUCCAUAUAAUGUGGUUCUUGAAGAUGACACUUACAAAGGAGAGAUCAAGAUCGGAAUCAAAUUCAUCUCUAACGUAAGAAUAGAGAAUUGCAUAGAGGGACGAGAUCAUAUAUGA